CAACCGUCACCGCCGGAGCAGGAAGUAACUCGACCGUCAACAAAAGCAGCCGGUAAUUAAAACCAUAAUGGAGACUCGCUUCACCAGAGGCAAGUCUGCUAUUUUGGAGCGGCCUCUGAGCCGACCUAAGACCGAGGUGAGUGUGAGUGCCUUCGCCCUGCUGUUCUCGGAGGUGGUGCAGUACUGCCAGAGCCGGGUGUACUCGGUGUCCGAGCUGCAGGCUCGUCUGGCAGAGCUGGGUCAGCGGGUCGGAGGCAGCCUGCUGGACGUGCUGGUGCUGAGAGAGAAGAGCGGCAAGAGGGAGACCAAAGUCCUAAACAUACUGCUGUUUAUCAAGGUAUCUGUGUGGAGAGCCUUGUUCGGCAAGGAGGCAGACAAGCUGGAGCAGGCCAACGACGAUGACAAGACCUACUACAUCAUCGAAAAAGAGCCGCUCGUCAACACCUACAUCUCUGUUCCUAAAGAGAACAGCACCUUGAACUGUGCAGCCUUCACCGGAGGGAUCGUGGAGGCCAUCCUCACCCACAGUGGCUUCCCCGCCAAAGUCACCGUCCACUGGCACAAGGGCACCACGCUCAUGAUCAAGUUUGAUGAGGCGGUGAUUGCCAGAGACAAGGCACUGGAAGGCAGAUAGUGGAGAUGGGAGAUUGAGAGGGUGUGCGUGGGUGAAGGUAUGAUGUUAAUUUAACUGCUGGAAUGUCUCGAUCAGACAAUUAACAAUUAUUUAUAUUAUUGGUUAAUGGUCAGACUUUUUUCUUUAUUAAUCGACUGGUUAGUGAACAAAAUGUCCCAUUAGCGUUCCCCAAGAUGCAAGUUGACAUUUUUUUUUUUUGCUUUUUUUUGUCUAAUUAACAUCUUAAAACCCAAAGAAAUUCAAUUUACUUUUAGAAGCAUAACAAAAAAAUAGCAAAUGUUCACAUUCGACAAACUGUAAUCAGUCAUCUUUUGUUAUUUUUACUUUAAAUAUUAGUUGAUCAAUUAUCAAAAUUGUUGUUGAUCAACUUUCUAUCACAAAACUAAUCGAUAAAUGAACAUUUCAGCACUAAGGGAAAGUGUACUGUGUUGAAUAUAUUGAAUGUAUCUGUUACUCUUUAUUGAUUUCACUCCUUUGCAGUGGAAAGUAAGACUUUCCUGGACAAAUAUAAAAUGUAAACAUCACACAAAGUUGUCUGUUGAUUUAAGUGAUUAUUGGUUAAUCUUGUGCUGCAUAUGAGCUUGUUGUUUUCUUUUUGUACAUCACAUUUCGCUGACACCAAACAUUUCCAAACCAAACAGCUGAUGGGAAAUCUUCCAUUUCCUCAUAUUACCAUAUGAAUCAGAUUAAAGGUUAAUUGACAGGCCUGAUGAGAUUAUAGUUGUGUCCUUCACAGACUGCCUGCUCGUGUUUGUAUUGCAGGAAUAAAACAACACCGUAACACAGUAGCAGGGAUGUGUUCAAAAGGUGGGGCUGCUUUACUUGUGUCACAUGUUAAGCCUUCAUCUAAAGCUUCACUGUUGGCAUGUGUGUUUAUGCAAAUUAAUGUUUAUACCUGUAUAUGUUCUGAUAUGAACAUGAAAUGUAAAUAAAUACAUGAAGGAAUGUUUUGGAAAAAUAUUUUUAUGAUGUUUUAAGAAAUGAUGGAUGUUUUGCCACAGAAGUUACUGCAACUGGAAAAUUAAGUGUUGGGAAAGUAGGGAGGGGCGGUGAGUCAUUUGUCUGAGAGGGAAAACAAAGAGUUCUCACUCUGCUCCUGUUUCUGAGUACCACAAAUGUGCGAUGGCAAGGUAUUAGAUUAAUGCAUUAUUUUUGCAUUUACCCUCAAAAACUUUCAAGGUAAAUUGAAUGAAUUCAGUAGAUAAUGACACUUUUAAAGACAUUUGACACUAUUACAAAACUGUUCACAGUUUGUCCGGAUCAAAAUGUGACUCAAGAUAAUUGUAGUAAUGGUGGAACUUAUGCAUACGGAGCUGCAGCCUUUUCACUGAGUGAUCAGUUAAAUAGAAAGACCUGUACAAUAAAAUAUAAUUCAGCACAACAGUCUUGUAAUUAUUAACUUAUUUUAUAUCACAGACACUGGGCUACUGAGUUGAAAUCAUAUUAGAUAUGACCCCUGCGUAAUUUUACAAAAUGAAAAUGUACAGCUGUAGGUUAUGCUGUGUAGGCAUGGCUAGAUCACAAACUGGACACAGCAGGGCACUGCCCUCAAAAACCUCAGGUUUAUUCUGUAUCAUUUAUGGCCACAUAGUUUGAUGAAUUUGUCUGAAGUAGGCUACAAUACAAAGUAAGACAGGUCCUCCAUCUUGUGUAGAGCAAACCUGUGGUUUAAAGCUUUGUUUUAGUUUAUGUUUUGAUCACUUGUAAAAUUGUUUUAUUAAAUUGCUUUAAUUUUU
Messenger RNA from Seriola aureovittata, 2370 nucleotides. RefSeq names its product trafficking protein particle complex subunit 5 (gene trappc5). The coding region runs from base 68 to 634 and encodes 188 amino acids. Gene Ontology annotation, cellular component: TRAPPI protein complex; TRAPPII protein complex; TRAPPIII protein complex. NCBI's taxonomy places the organism in Eukaryota, Metazoa, Chordata, Actinopteri, Carangiformes, Carangidae. The record is from RefSeq and is a predicted model, not a curated record. Gene Ontology annotation, biological process: endoplasmic reticulum to Golgi vesicle-mediated transport. The transcript is spliced from 3 exons.